GCCAGUCGUCGGAGCAGACGGGAGUUUCUCCUCGGGGUCGGAGCAGGAGGCACGCGGAGUGUGAGGCCACGCAUGAGCGGACGCUAACCCCCACCCCAGCCGCAAAGAGUCUACAUGUCUAGGGUCUAGACAUGUUCAGCUUUGUGGACCUCCGGCUCCUGCUCCUCUUAGCGGCCACCGCCCUCCUGACGCACGGCCAAGAGGAGGGCCAAGAAGAAGAAGACAUCCCACCAGUCACCUGCGUACAGAACGGCCUCAGGUACUAUGACCGAGAUGUUUGGAAACCCGAGGCCUGCCGGAUCUGUGUCUGCGACAACGGCAACGUGUUGUGCGAUGACGUGAUCUGCGACGAAACCAAGAACUGCCCCGGCGCUCAUGUCCCCCCGGGCGAGUGCUGCCCCGUCUGCCCCGACGGCGAGGCGUCACCUACCGGCCAAGAAACCACAGGAGUCGAGGGACCCAAAGGAGACACUGGCCCCCGAGGCCCAAGGGGACCUGCCGGCCCCCCCGGCCGCGACGGCAUCCCUGGACAGCCUGGACUUCCUGGACCCCCCGGCCCUCCCGGACCCCCCGGACCCCCUGGCCUCGGAGGAAACUUUGCUCCCCAAAUGUCUUACGGCUACGAUGAGAAGUCAACUGGAGGAAUCUCUGUGCCUGGCCCCAUGGGUCCUUCUGGUCCUCGUGGUCUCCCUGGUCCCCCUGGUGCACCUGGUCCCCAAGGUUUCCAAGGCCCCCCUGGUGAGCCCGGCGAGCCUGGAGCUUCAGGUCCCAUGGGUCCCCGUGGUCCCCCUGGUCCCCCUGGCAAGAACGGAGAUGACGGUGAAGCUGGAAAGCCUGGUCGUCCUGGUGAGCGUGGGCCUCCUGGACCUCAGGGUGCCCGGGGAUUGCCUGGAACUGCUGGCCUUCCUGGAAUGAAGGGACACAGAGGUUUCAGUGGUUUGGAUGGUGCCAAGGGAGACGCUGGUCCUGCUGGUCCCAAGGGUGAGCCUGGUAGCCCCGGUGAAAAUGGAGCUCCUGGCCAGAUGGGUCCCCGUGGUCUGCCUGGUGAGAGAGGACGCCCCGGAGCCCCUGGCCCUGCUGGUGCUCGUGGAAAUGACGGUGCUACCGGUGCCGCCGGCCCCCCUGGUCCCACUGGCCCCGCUGGUCCUCCCGGCUUCCCUGGUGCUGUUGGUGCUAAGGGUGAAGCCGGUCCCCAAGGAGCCCGUGGCUCUGAAGGUCCCCAGGGUGUGCGUGGUGAGCCCGGCCCCCCCGGCCCUGCUGGUGCUGCUGGCCCUGCUGGAAACCCUGGUGCUGACGGACAGCCUGGUGCCAAAGGUGCCAACGGCGCUCCUGGGAUUGCUGGCGCUCCUGGCUUCCCUGGUGCCCGAGGCCCCUCUGGACCCCAGGGCCCCAGCGGCCCUCCCGGUCCCAAGGGUAACAGUGGCGAACCUGGUGCCCCCGGCAACAAAGGAGACACUGGCGCCAAGGGAGAGCCCGGCCCCACUGGUAUCCAAGGCCCCCCUGGCCCCGCUGGGGAAGAAGGAAAGCGAGGAGCCCGAGGUGAACCCGGCCCCACUGGCCUGCCCGGACCCCCUGGCGAGCGCGGCGGACCCGGUAGCCGUGGCUUCCCUGGCGCAGAUGGUGUGGCUGGUCCCAAGGGUCCCGCCGGUGAACGUGGUUCUCCUGGCCCUGCUGGCCCCAAAGGUUCUCCUGGUGAAGCUGGUCGCCCCGGUGAAGCUGGUCUGCCUGGUGCCAAGGGUCUGACUGGAAGCCCCGGCAGCCCCGGUCCGGAUGGCAAAACUGGUCCCCCUGGUCCCGCUGGUCAAGAUGGUCGCCCCGGACCCCCAGGCCCCCCCGGUGCCCGUGGUCAGGCUGGUGUGAUGGGAUUCCCCGGGCCUAAAGGUGCUGCUGGAGAGCCUGGCAAAGCAGGAGAACGAGGUGUCCCUGGGCCCCCUGGCGCUGUUGGUCCUGCUGGCAAAGAUGGAGAAGCUGGAGCUCAGGGACCCCCCGGCCCUGCCGGCCCCGCUGGUGAGAGAGGCGAACAGGGCCCUGCUGGCUCUCCCGGAUUCCAGGGUCUUCCUGGCCCCGCGGGUCCUCCCGGUGAAGCAGGCAAACCUGGCGAACAGGGUGUUCCUGGAGAUCUUGGUGCCCCCGGCCCCUCUGGAGCCAGAGGCGAGAGAGGUUUCCCUGGUGAACGCGGUGUGCAAGGUCCCCCCGGUCCUGCUGGUCCUCGGGGAGCCAACGGUGCCCCUGGCAAUGAUGGUGCUAAGGGUGAUGCUGGUGCCCCCGGAGCCCCCGGUAGCCAGGGCGCUCCUGGCCUUCAGGGAAUGCCUGGUGAACGAGGUGCAGCUGGCCUUCCUGGCCCUAAGGGUGACAGAGGCGAUGCCGGUCCCAAAGGUGCUGAUGGUUCUCCUGGCAAAGAUGGUGUCCGUGGCCUGACUGGCCCCAUUGGUCCUCCUGGCCCCGCUGGUGCCCCCGGUGACAAGGGUGAAGCUGGUCCCAGCGGCCCCGCUGGUCCCACUGGAGCUCGUGGCGCCCCCGGAGACCGUGGUGAGCCUGGUCCCCCCGGCCCUGCUGGCUUCGCUGGCCCCCCUGGUGCUGAUGGCCAACCUGGUGCUAAAGGCGAGCCCGGAGACGCUGGUGCUAAAGGCGAUGCUGGUCCCCCUGGUCCCGCUGGCCCCACUGGACCCCCCGGCCCCAUCGGCAACGUUGGUGCUCCUGGACCCAAAGGUGCUCGAGGCAGUGCCGGUCCCCCUGGUGCUACUGGUUUCCCUGGUGCUGCUGGCCGAGUCGGUCCUCCCGGCCCCUCUGGAAACGCUGGACCCCCUGGCCCUCCUGGCCCUGUCGGCAAAGAAGGCGGCAAAGGCCCCCGCGGUGAGACUGGCCCCGCUGGGCGUCCCGGGGAAGUCGGUCCCCCUGGUCCCCCCGGCCCUGCCGGUGAGAAAGGAUCUCCUGGUGCUGACGGACCUGCUGGUGCUCCCGGCACUCCCGGACCUCAAGGCAUUGCUGGACAGCGUGGCGUGGUUGGCCUGCCCGGUCAGCGAGGAGAAAGAGGCUUCCCUGGUCUUCCCGGCCCCUCUGGUGAACCUGGAAAACAAGGUCCUUCUGGACCAAGUGGUGAACGUGGCCCCCCUGGUCCCAUGGGCCCCCCUGGAUUGGCUGGACCCCCUGGCGAGUCUGGACGUGAGGGAUCUCCUGGUGCUGAAGGCUCCCCUGGACGAGAUGGUUCUCCCGGCCCCAAGGGUGACCGUGGUGAGACCGGCCCUGCUGGCCCCCCUGGUGCUCCUGGCGCUCCUGGUGCCCCUGGUCCCGUCGGCCCCGCUGGCAAGAAUGGCGACCGCGGUGAGACUGGUCCCGCUGGUCCCGCCGGCCCCAUCGGCCCCGUCGGUGCUCGUGGUCCCGCUGGACCCCAAGGCCCCCGUGGUGACAAGGGUGAGACAGGCGAACAGGGUGACAGAGGCAUAAAGGGUCACCGUGGCUUCUCCGGUCUCCAGGGUCCCCCUGGCCCUCCCGGCUCUCCUGGUGAACAAGGUCCUUCCGGAGCUUCUGGUCCUGCUGGUCCCCGAGGUCCCCCCGGCGCUGCUGGCUCUCCUGGCAAAGAUGGACUCAACGGUCUCCCAGGCCCCAUCGGCCCCCCUGGUCCUCGUGGUCGCACUGGUGACGCUGGCCCUGUUGGUCCCCCCGGCCCUCCUGGACCCCCUGGUCCUCCCGGUCCUCCCAGCGGUGGUUUCGACUUCAGCUUCCUGCCCCAGCCACCUCAAGAGAAGGCUCACGAUGGCGGCCGCUACUACCGGGCCGAUGAUGCCAACGUGGUCCGUGACCGUGACCUCGAGGUGGACACCACCCUCAAGAGCCUGAGCCAGCAGAUCGAGAACAUCCGGAGCCCCGAAGGCAGCCGCAAGAACCCUGCCCGCACCUGCCGUGACCUCAAGAUGUGCCACUCCGACUGGAAGAGCGGAGAAUACUGGAUCGAUCCCAACCAAGGCUGCAACCUGGAUGCCAUCAAGGUCUUCUGCAACAUGGAGACAGGUGAGACCUGCGUGUACCCCACUCAGCCCCACGUGGCCCAGAAGAACUGGUACAUCAGCAAGAACCCCAAGGACAAGAGGCACGUCUGGUAUGGCGAGAGCAUGACCGACGGAUUCCAGUUCGAGUAUGGUGGCCAGGGCUCCGAUCCCGCCGAUGUGGCCAUCCAGCUGACGUUCCUGCGCCUGAUGUCCACCGAGGCGUCCCAGAACAUCACCUACCACUGCAAGAACAGCGUGGCCUACAUGGACCAGCAGACUGGCAACCUCAAGAAGGCCCUGCUCCUCCAGGGCUCCAACGAGAUCGAGAUCCGGGCCGAGGGCAACAGCCGCUUCACCUACAGCGUCACCUACGACGGCUGCACGAGUCACACCGGAAACUGGGGCAAGACAGUGAUCGAAUACAAAACCACCAAGACCUCCCGCUUGCCCAUCAUCGAUGUGGCCCCAUUGGACGUUGGCGCCCCAGACCAGGAAUUCGGCAUCGACAUUGGCCCUGCCUGCUUCCUGUAAACUCCCUCCCACCCAACCUGGCUCCCUCCCACCCAACCCACUCGCCCCUGACCCUGGAAACAGACAAACAACCCAAACUGAACCCCCAAAAAGCCAAAAAAUGGGAGACAAUUUCACAUGGACUUUGGAAAAUAUUUUUUUCCUUUGCAUUCAUCUCUCCAACUUAGUUUUUAUCUUUGACCAACCGAACAUGACCAAAAACCAAAAAGCACAUUCAACCUUACCAAAAAAAAAAAAAAAAAAAAAAGAAUAAAUAAAUAA
Messenger RNA from Acinonyx jubatus (cheetah), 4778 nucleotides. It is a transcript of the gene COL1A1, whose product is annotated as collagen type I alpha 1 chain. The record is from RefSeq and is a predicted model, not a curated record. NCBI's taxonomy places the organism in Eukaryota, Metazoa, Chordata, Mammalia, Carnivora, Felidae. Gene Ontology annotation, molecular function: protein binding; extracellular matrix structural constituent. Bases 132 to 4517 code for a protein of 1461 amino acids. The transcript has 51 exons.